AUGAUGCAAAGAGCAGACGAAAAACUCAUUCCUUCGACUGCUAAAGAACUGAAAGAAGCGUUUCAUGCUAAUCUCUCUAGUAUUGGAUUCCUCUCCUUUAUAAGAAAUUUCUUUCAAGGACUUGCUUCGCCUUUAGCCGGUCUAUUAGCAGUCAGCUAUGACCGUCCCACGGUUUUUGCGUUCGGUAGUUUCUUUUGGGUCUCAUCAACUGUUGCAACUGGAGUCAGCCGCUACUUCAGCCAGGUUACGAUUGGUGCGGGUUUCAAUGGAGUCGGACAUGCAAUUGUUUAUCCAGUGCUUCAGUCGGUAAUUGCGGACAGCUUUAAGGAUAGUGCAAGAGGUUUUGGCUUUGGUUUAUGGAAUCUCAUCGGUACGGUUGGAGGCAUAGGUGGAACGGUCGUGCCAACGAUCAUGGCCGGUCAUGUUUUCUACGGAAUCUCAGGAUGGCGAUGUGCUUAUCUAUUGAGUGCAACGCUGAGUACGAUGAUAGGGUUUCUUGUUUUCUUCUUUGUCACUGACCCGAGGGAGAAGAAAACUAGCACCUACAUUGUUCCUGAUCAUGAACGAGGUGAAAAUAAUGCUGAUGCUGCUGCUGCUGAAACAAAGGAGAGUUCCAGCUCGGUUUGGAUGGAAUCUUGGGUGGCCAUAAAAGAUGUAACCAAAUUACGAACAUUUCAGAUCAUAGUAUUUCAGGGAAUCAUAGGUUCGGUUCCAUGGAAUGCAAUGGUUUUCUGGACAAUGUGGUUCGAACUCAUUGGCUUUAGUCAUAAUCAGGCGGCGCUUCUGAACGGAAUAUUCACCAGUGGACAAGCAAUAGGAUCUUUAGUCGGAGGAAUAAUUGCAGACAAAAUGUCUCGUGUGUUUCCAAACUCAGGCAGAUUGAGCUGUGCACAAUUCAGCGUUUUCAUGGGAGCUGUAUUCUCCGUUAUUCUUCUAAGAAUAAUCCCACAGUCCACUAACAGCUACUACAUCUACAUGAUCACUCUCUUCCUAAUGGGUCUCACCAUAACUUGGUGUGGACCAGCCAUCAACUCUCCCAUCUUGGCAGAGAUCGUUCCUCCUACGCAUCGAACCAUGGUCUAUGCCUUUGAUCGUGCAAUCGAAGUGACUUUUGCCUCGUUUGGUGCUCCUUUGGUUGGGAUCAUGUCGGAGAAAGUUUUCGGAUUCGACACAAAUAAUGUGAAAGACUCUGGUCGUGAGGCCGAGGCUUUGUCAAAGGGGAUCAUGUGGAUGAUGGCUGUCCCGUUUGCAUUGUGCUGUCUUUGUUACACACCUUUACAUUUCAUUUUUCGUAAAGAUCGAAAAACUGAUAGAACUACAACUUCAAGUGAAGUAGAGAUGAUAUGA
Messenger RNA from Microthlaspi erraticum, 1347 nucleotides. NCBI's taxonomy places the organism in Eukaryota, Viridiplantae, Streptophyta, Magnoliopsida, Brassicales, Brassicaceae. The record is from the annotation of a GenBank genome assembly.